Symbiodinium sp. CCMP2456 is the source of this 596-nucleotide messenger RNA. The record is from the annotation of a GenBank genome assembly. NCBI's taxonomy places the organism in Eukaryota, Dinophyceae, Suessiales, Symbiodiniaceae.
GCAGCUAUGCAUGCGGUGAGUUCAAGAAUCAGUGGGCCGAGUUCCGUGGUGCCUGCAACAGCAACCAGACCAGCUUCGAGCAGGCAUACUGCGACCUGGCAAACCAGUUGGAGACAAGCUGGGAGAAAUACACUCUCUGCCACACUCACGCAUCGCAAGUCCUGGCGGCAGAGGAAGGCAAGCAGAUGACGCUGCUCUCUGGAAGGCGACAGGAGUGGCGCGGACUCUUGAGGAUCGAGUGUCUUCUGGAUGCCCUCUCAUCUGCCAACAAAGAAGCAGCACUUCAGGAAUGCAUCUCGAAAAAUGUGACUGGCAUCGCCAACGAAACCUUGUCCCUCAUCUUCCCCGGGCAGACGGGCAAUGUGACUGAUCUCGUGACCUGCGCUGAGAAGUUGGAAUCCCCCGGCACGGAGGCCUUCGCGCGAUCCUACUACUCUGCCGUCCCUUCGGUGCUGAUGCCUGAAACUUUGACCACGUUUCACUGCGUGUCUGGCAUCGCCACCAGCCAUUGUCCUAUCGCCUCAAGCACGCUGUCGCUGCUCACUCGCGGGCACUAUGUGCCUCAUGCCCAGCCGGGGGCGCCUGCAUUCGCAUAG